Molecule: messenger RNA, 1270 nt
Organism: Phodopus roborovskii (desert hamster)
Lineage: Eukaryota; Metazoa; Chordata; Mammalia; Rodentia; Cricetidae
Gene: Npc2
Product: NPC intracellular cholesterol transporter 2
Exons: 4
Coding region: 125-574 (149 amino acids)
Biological process (GO): cholesterol efflux; intracellular cholesterol transport
Molecular function (GO): cholesterol binding
Source: RefSeq, a predicted model, not a curated record
CUUCGCUGGUUACUGGUCACAAGCGGACUGACCCGGCUCCUCCCUCGGUCCGCCGUGACAAGUUUAUCUUGUGACUGCCGCCCCUGCUUUUUCCUUCCUAGACUUCAGAGCCUUCUUAUCCACGAUGCGUUUCCUGACCGCCACGACCCUACUGCUGGCGCUCGUCGCCGCCACCCAGGCUGAGCCCCUGCGCUUCAAGGACUGCGGGUCUAAAGUUGGACUUAUAAAGGAGGUGAAUGUGAGCCCGUGUUCCACCCAGCCCUGUGAGCUACACAAAGGCCAGUCUUACAGUGUCAAUGUCACCUUUACUAGCAGCACUCAGUCGGAAAACAGCUCCGCCACAGUGUACGGCAUCCUGGCAGGACUUCCUGUCUUCUUCCCGAUUCCUGAGCCUGAUGGUUGUAAGUCUGGAAUCAAAUGUCCCAUCCAGAAAGACAAGACCUACAGCUACCUAAAUAAACUGCCCGUGAAGAGUGAAUACCCCUCCUUAAAGCUGGUGGUGAAAUGGGAACUUCAAGACGACAAAAAGCAAAACCUCUUCUGCUGGGAGAUCCCUGUGGAGAUCAAGGGCUAAACUCUGUGUCUGGGGGGGUGGGGGUGGUAAGGCCAUGGCUGGAGAGAGGGGAAGAAACAGAAGAGAAAUCAGACCUGUAAUUGAACCAGUGCCGGAUGAACAGAAUUUCAAGACUGCUACUUUAUGCCUCUCAAUCUCCAGAAACGUAUCUGUGACCCUCUCUUGAGAGCUCAAGCUCUUGUCCCGUCCAUAGCCUUCCUUGAGGCCACAGAACAGAAGAGGGAUACUGGGAUAGAGUAGUCUCCAUGACUGUUUGCUGUUGGGUUAAGGUCGUGAUACUGGGAUAGAGUAGUCUCCAUGACUGUUUGCUGUUGGGUUAAGGUCGUUCGCCCCACCAGACAGGUCGGGAGGAGGUUGCUUAGGGAUGUCAGAUAACUUGACCCAGGGCUAUGGAUCCACUGUGAAGGAUGGUUUCUGAGAGACUCCCCUCUAGCUGGGGGGUAUUACCUCUACAGGUACCUCGUCUCUUAAGUGCCUCCUGAGUCCCGUGCACCUGGCUAGUCAGUCUACUGAGUCUUGAUAGUACCCUCGGCCCCGAUGCUUCAACAAUAGUGACCACCUUUCCAGCUUCCAGAGACUGGCUGAGAGGUGUUCUACAGCAGAAACUUAGCUCUGGAUGCUUAGCUCUGCUUCUUUGUAGCUAGCUCUUGUUUCUUGUUCUUUGGUGGUUUUCAUUAAAGACAAUACUUGCUUGCA